CACACACACACACACGUGUGUGUGUUGUAUAUGGUAUAGUUUUAGGAAUAAUUGGUGAUAGUAUUUUACAUAAAUUAGGUGAUGGUUUCUUAGAAUUGAAAAAUAAUUUGUGUUUUAAUGAUAUAAUCAUUUAUGUAAUGAAAGAUUUUUCUUGAGGGCGGCACGGUGGUGUAGUGGUUAGCGCUGUCGCCUCACAGCAAGAAGGUCCUGGGUUCGAGCCCCGUGGCCGGCGAGGGCCUUUCUGUGUGGAGUUUGCAUGUUCUCCCCGUGUCCGCGUGGGUUUCCUCUGGGUGCUCCGGUUUCCCCCACAGUCCAAAGACAUGCAGGUUAGGUUAACUGGUGACUCUAAAUUGACCGUAGGUGUGAAUGGUUGUCUUUGUCUGUGUGUCAGCCCUGUGAUGACCUGGCGACUUGUCCAGGGUGUACCCCGCCUUUCGCCCAUAGUCAGCUGGGAUAGGCUCCAGCUUGCCUGCGACCCUGUAGAAGGAUAAAGCGGCUACAGAUAAUGAGAUGAGAUGAGAUUUUUCUUGAGCCUAUUUAUGUUGAUAUUGUGUGUUUACAAGGUGAUGGUACUUCCUCAAAACUUGGAAUACAUUUUUCUCAUAAUUUUGUUUUGUUUUGUUUUAGGCAAUGGUACUUGAUGUGGUUGCUGAACACAACCUUCCACUUACAAUGGCACCUGCACUGAUAGAUUUAGCAAAGGAGCUCGCCAAAGACAAAAAGGCUUUGGAUAAUCUGUCCAUGGAUAGAACAACAGCCUCCUAUCGCAUUAGGCAUGGCCUCAGCAAAACAUUCUUGGAAGAAACAAUCAACAACAUCCGGUCAUCGCCAUUCAGUCUGAACAUAGAUGAAAGCACUAGUAAUAGCAACAAGAGAGUCCUUGCUAUCUUAGUUAGUUAUUAUUCUGAGAAAAAUGAGAAGGUUUUACUUGAACAUUUGGCAUCGAUUGAAGUAGUGAAGGUAGACUCUGAAUCCCUGUAUAAUGUAAUUUUAGACUUGUUUGAUAAGUAUGACAUUCCAUGGUCUAAUCUUAUUUCCAUCCUCAUGGACUCCUGUGCAGUGAUGCGAGGAUCAAAAUCUGGUUUGGAGACAAGAAUUCGACAAAAUAAAGCCCCUCAUUUGCUCAAUAUUGACGGGGACAUAUGUCAUCAUGUUCAUAACACGUGUAAAAAGUUUUGUGAGCCCUUUCAGUAUUGGGUCGAGAGCCUCUUUGGUGAUCUUUAUAAUGACAUCAAAUGUUCACCAGAUCUCAGCGAACGACUCUCUGAAGUUUGUGAAAUUCUAGGAAUAUCCCACACAAAUCCAGAACAUUUUGUGAAUCACCGUUGGCUUUCUGUUUAUGACUUGUCUGUGAGCACACUGCGCAUCAUAGACGUCCUUCAGAUUUUCUACUUUGGGUUCAUCCCUCAGGGUAGUCAGCAAGACUACCGUGGUAUUCUCAUAGACAUUUAUAGAAAAUACAAUGUAAGCAUAGAGGCGAGGGAGAGGAUCCGAGAAGUCAUAGAUACCGUGAAAGAGAAGAAACUCACAGAAGACGGCAGGAAUAGAAAGUUGCGGAUUGUUGACAAAGUAAUGUUCAAUGAAAAGAAAACAAAAUUGAUCCUGAACUUCUAUCAGUCUGCUUUGCUUCUCCUGAAAAGUUAUGUUUGUCUCUUCCAGAGUAAGGAACCACUUAUACAUGUUGUGCAUGACAAACUGGAAGAACUCUUUCAGAAUUUCCUUGCUUGUUUUGUAAAGCCUGAGAAAAUACCCAAAUCCUCAGUUCAACUGAAACAGAUGAACCUUGACGAUGAAAACAUCUAUCUAAAGACAAGUGAAGUGUUCAUCGGACAUUCAGCAAAAAAGAUUAUUAAAGCAGCUCGUCAAGAUGAUUCGACCAACAUGUUUUUCCUGAGAAAUGUGAUGCAGGCAUAUACCAGCUCUGCCGUGUAUAUACAGAAGAAGUUCCCACUGAAUAACAAACUAUUGAAAUGUGUUUCCACCAUAGAUCCUUCUGCGAGAGGGCAUAGCAAAACUGCAGAAGCUUUAAGGAAUCUAAAAGAUAUGGUGCCUCUCAUCUCUGAUGACGAGAAGGAGAAGUAUGACCUAGAGGUUCAGCAGUUGCAAAUAAAAAAUGAAAUUUUAAUUUCAUGAGUGCUACCCGACAUGGGAAAGGAGGAGGGAUUGCAAAUAUAUUCAAAGCCUCUUUUCAAUGCCUCCGAGACAUUCAGCCAAAGUUUUUCUGGAAGAGUUUGGUGAACUGUUGUCAGUCAUUUGCUUAGAGUUUGACUGUCUUAUUAUAUCUGGGGAUUUUAACUUGCAUGUAGAUAAUCCUGAAAACACUUAUGCCAGAGAACUACUUGCACUUAUUGACUUCAACCUAGUACAACAUGUACAGGGACCGACCCACUCUCGUGGUCAUACCCUUGACCUCGUUAUCACAAAGGGUCUUACUGUUUCUACUACUGUUGUUGACCUGGCCUUAUCUGAUCAUUUCUGUGUUUUCUCUGAUGUUUCUAUGUCCCCUCACAUUCAGAACAGCUCAACAACUAUGGGUAGGAGAGUCAUAAACGACAACACGUGUUCUCUUUGAGCAAGCUCUCUCUUGGAUCUCAACUAAAAUGUCAGACUCUGUAGACGACUUACUGGAAAUUUUUUAUUUAAAUAUGACCCAAAUUAUGGAUAAUAUUGCUCCAAUCAAAAUCAAAAGAGUCAAUGACAAGCAGAAAGCACCAUGGAAGCAAUACCCAGCUGUUAAAUUGCUAAAGAGAGAAUGUAGGAAGACUGAAAGAAAAUGGCGCAAAUCUAAACUUCACAUCCAUUAUCAAAUCCAUAAAGAGAUGCUUUGUAAUUAUAAUUAUGAAAUUCGUAAAGCAAGACAGUCUUUCUUCUCCAACAUCAUCAACAGGAAUAUGAACAAUGCCCGUGUGCUAUUUUCAACAGUAGAGAAGCUAACUAAUGCCCCACCACAAUUAGCACCUGAACUUCUCUCAGUUAAUAAAUGCAAUGAGUUUCCAUCCUUCUUUAAAGGUAAAAUUGAUAAAAUACGGCAGAAUAUGGCUCAUAAUAUAUCUCAGUUGCAAAUAACUGAAAAACUGCAAUCACCAGUGACACAGACAGACAAUUUCAACACAAUGUCAGAAUUUUGUUUGAUUGAUUACGAGACUCUUGAAAAAACUGUACAAAAUCUCAGUUCCUCAACAUCUGAAUUGGACAUUCUGUCCACCAAAUUUUUUAAGUCUGUUCUUCACCUUAUAAUUACAGAUGUGCUUCAGAUCAUAAAUACUUCCCUAGAGACUGGCAUUUUUCCUGCGUCCCUGAAAAAAGCCAUUGUAAAGCCCUUACUUAAAAAGAAUAAUCUGGAUGCUUCAGUAUUGAACAACUACAGGCCAAUAUCAAAUCUACCAUUCAUCAAGAAAAUCCUUGAAAAAAUUGUCUUCAAUCAAUUAACUGCCUUCUUGAUAUCAAACAGCUGUUUUGAUAACUUUCAGUCAGGAUUUCGUGCCAAUCACAGCACUGAAACAGUGCUGAUUAAAGUUAUAAAUGACAUACGUCUUAAUACUGAUGCAGGCAAAACAUCGGUCCUGGUGUUACUGGACCUCAGUGCAGCUUUUGAUACUGUUGAUCACAACAUACUGCUGUAUCGACUUGAACACCGGGUUGGGUUGACUGGUAAAGUUAUCAAUUGGUUAAAAUCAUACUUAAAAGAUAGAAGCUUCUUUGUUACCAUGGGAAAUUGUACCUCAACAUCAAUGUCCUUGACCUGUGGUGUCCCCCAAGGGUCGAUCCUUGGACCAUUACUAUUCAACCUUUAUAUGCUCCCACUUGGACAAAUUAUCAAGAACAACUCAAUUUUGUAUCACUGCUAUGCAGAUGACACUCAAAUUUAUUUUGCUCUAUCACCUAAUGAUUAUGCCCCCCUUGAAUGUCUCUACCAGUGUAUCGACCAAAUCAACAACUGGAUGUCAAAAAAUUUUCUCCAGCUGAACACAGAUAAAACAGAAGUAAUUCUAUUUGGGAAAAAAGAUGAAAGACUCAGGAUUACCACUAUUCUUGACACAAAGGGGAUUAAAACAAAAGAUAUGGUUAAAAAUCUUGGAUCUUGGUGUUUUCAUUGACAGCGAGCU
Neoarius graeffei (lesser salmon catfish) is the source of this 4106-nucleotide messenger RNA. RefSeq lists its product as uncharacterized. NCBI's taxonomy places the organism in Eukaryota, Metazoa, Chordata, Actinopteri, Siluriformes, Ariidae. The record is from RefSeq and is a predicted model, not a curated record. The transcript is spliced from 2 exons. Bases 631 to 2133 code for a protein of 500 amino acids.